AUGAAUAUUGCCGACCUAGAAAUGGAACGCAACGAGCUCGAUGCUUCUCCAGAGCGCUUUGCCAACGUGUCUCCUCACCGUCGACCUAGCCAUGAAAUCGAGCGGAUCAUAACCGCAUCGUCAACCUCAACAUCCUCAUCUAUAAGCUCAGCGCGACGGCAAGAACGAAUCAUGAGUCGGACAUCUACGCAAGGAGAUCUGGAGCGGCACCCCACAGUGCUGAGCAGGAUACAUACAGCGAGAAGCCAGCAUACUGCUACCGUUGGGAGGCAGCGAAGUAUGAGUACAAAGACCAGGGACACCAGGAGACCGCUCCCGGAGAUGGGUUUAGGAAAGCCAUAUCCCCCGCCUCUGCCGUCUAGAGAUGAAUAUGUGGUUGAGUUUGAGGGGCCGGACGAUCCAUUACAUGCACAGAAUUGGCCAAUGAAGAAGAAAAUUUUUACGGCCGUCAUACUAGGAUAUACAACUUUGGUAUCCUCCUUUACAUCUAGCAUUUUCUCGACUGCUACCACCACAAUAGCUGCACAAUAUCACGUCUCUACCGAGGUUGGCUUGUUAGGUCUCUCGCUUUACGUGCUGGGCUUCGCGUUUGGGCCGGUAUUUUGGGCUCCGCUUAGUGAAUUGCAAGGCAGAAGACUGCCCCUGGUUAUCUCUAUGUUUGGAUUUUCUAUAUUUCAAGUCGCCGUCGCGGCUGGGAAAGAUCUUCAGACCAUCUUGCUCUGUAGAUUUUGGGGAGGAAUGUUUGGUGCCGCUCCCUUAGCAAUUGUAGCGGCUGUUUUCUCGGAUAUGUUCGAUAACAAGUCUCGUGGUCUGGCUAUUACGGUAUUCUCCAUGACCGUCUUCACCGGACCUCUAUUGGCCCCUUUCAUUGGAGGAUUUAUUGUCGAAUCUCACCUUGGCUGGCGCUGGACAGAAUGGCUGGUCGCGAUCAUGGGCUUCUUCGCCUUCUUCCUGGACUUUUUCUUCCUGGAAGAAACAUAUCCACCCGUCAUCCUAAUUUCCAAAGCAUCAGAAUUGCGCCGAAGAACCAGAAACUGGGGCAUCCACGCCAAGCAGGAAGAAAUCGAAAUAGAUUUCCGCGAACUAAUCACCAAGAACUUCAGCCGACCAAUGCGUAUUCUCUUCACCGAACCCAUCAUCCUCCUCCUAUCGAUCUACAUGUCGUUCAUCUACGGCCUACUCUACCUCUUCUUAACAGCCUAUCCUAUCGUCUUCCAACAAAUCCACCGCAUGACACCCGGUAUUGGCGGACUCCCCUACUUCGGCAUGGUCACCGGCCAACUCCUUGCAGGCAUCUACAUCGCCCUCACGCAACCAUCUUACAAUCGCAAACUUGCCGCCAACAACGGCGUCCCGAUCCCAGAAUGGCGUCUCCCACCCGUGAUAAUCGGCGGUAUUUCCUUCGCCGGUGGGCUCUUCUGGUUCGGUUGGUCAGGCUAUCGCGCCGAUAUCCACUGGAUCGUCCCUACCCUCUCAGGCAUCCUCACCGGCUUCGGUCUUCUGGCCAUCUUCCUGCAAUCCUUAAACUACAUUGUCGACGCAUAUCUCAUGUUCGCCGCCUCAGCCAUUGCCGGGAACACUUUUCUGCGUUCGCUAGCAGGCGCGGGAUUCCCGAUGUUCAGUCAGUAUAUGUUCAAGGCGUUGCAUGUAAACUGGGCCGGUACUUUGCUUGGCUGUGUUGCCACGGUUUUGAUUCCAAUCCCGGUAUGCUUCUACUUCUAUGGCGAGAAGUUGAGGAGGAAGAGUGCGUUUGCGCCGACAAAACCGGAAGAGUUGCCGAUUCAUGAUGAAGAUGACACAGCUGCGGGGGUGGAGAAGCGGGGCGAAGAUGCUGUUUGA
This is a messenger RNA of Venustampulla echinocandica, 1839 nucleotides long. RefSeq names its product putative fluconazole resistance protein. Bases 1 to 1839 code for a protein of 612 amino acids. The record is from RefSeq and is a predicted model, not a curated record. NCBI's taxonomy places the organism in Eukaryota, Fungi, Ascomycota, Leotiomycetes, Helotiales, Pleuroascaceae. Gene Ontology annotation, molecular function: transmembrane transporter activity. The transcript has 3 exons. Gene Ontology annotation, biological process: transmembrane transport.